Messenger RNA from Galdieria sulphuraria, 1088 nucleotides. RefSeq lists its product as uncharacterized. The record is from RefSeq and is a predicted model, not a curated record. The transcript is spliced from 7 exons. The coding region runs from base 120 to 1061 and encodes 313 amino acids. NCBI's taxonomy places the organism in Eukaryota, Rhodophyta, Bangiophyceae, Galdieriales, Galdieriaceae.
CUUUUGGGGUUCAAGCGGUGGCCUUGUGAUCCGUGCGAGAUUCUCGCAUAGAAAAACAUUAUUCUGAAACGAUAUCCCUCGUUUGGAAGCCACUUCUUCUUCGUUACCCUUUUCAACAAAUGCAAAAGAUGCACUUGUCUUCUGUGGAUCACCAGCGACUACCAUAUCACUGGAGCCACACGAUAAGCUUGGUUUCCCUAUCAUUCACCAAACGGAAGCAUCGCCCGACACAAAAUUUGAAGCAAAGUUGUGGCGCGCUUCGAAUUAUGCGAUUGCAAGAGUAUGAAGCUCUUUGCUCACAGUUACACAGUAGAAAAGACGUAUAUUUAUUGUCAGGUAUCAGUUCAAGUUUGCGUGAGAAUGAAAGUACGAGCUAUAAUUAUGAGACACUUUACGCUAUAUAUUCCCAACGUUAUCAAACAGAAGUUGCAGCCGUUGCACGGGAGGCGUUGAAAGAACUCUGUUUGCUUUCCACUCUAUAUGAUUCUGGUCAGCAUCUGUUAGAUAUAUCAGAACGGCUUAACGUUGCACCUUGUAUCACUGUUCGACGUUUGUUAGAGUAUAAGAGCUUUGGAAAGAAACAAAUCUCUCGAGUCCUCAGGAACCCCUAUGAAAUUAAGGAUGACCGAUUGAGACAGGAAGUUAUCGCUUGUAUUGAACAGGAUGAACAUUAUGGUCCCUUUGCAGACCGAAUGAGGCAAGUUCAAGGACUAGAUUAUGAAUACAUUUUAUAUCAACAUUUGGAAAUAAUGGGGAUUCCUUUUGAUACAGAAACUUCCUUACGCUGCAAAGGGCUUUUCAAGACCCCUGAUGCUCUGCUACAUGUUCCUGUGAAAGUUGGUACGAAUGUCAUUUCUUGGAUAGACAGCAAAGCUAAGUUUGGAGACGAAUAUUACCUUCGUCGAGAUUAUAAUGACUCAAUUUCAUCAUACGUAGGAAGGUAUGGGUCGGGAAUGGUAAUAUACUGGUUUGGGUUUUUAGAAGAUAUCGAUGUGCCAAUGUUGCAUGAUCAGGGUGUGGUUCUUUCAAGUAGCUUUCCCAAGAAUAUCGAACUUGUCUAGAAACAUUCGUUAAGAUUCUUUUUGUUG